GAGAGAGAGAGCUGAAGCUGGAGUUGGGUGCCUUUCCCCACCGGCUUGGCAGAUUUACAACAACGUCCUGCUGGGGGGCAGGAAAGCCGGACGGGCCGCGUGGCUCCCUGCCAGACCUGCCCUACAGCCUUGCGGGGGAGAGACGGCUCCAGGCCCGAGCAGGACCGUAAACAGCCGUCAACUUCAGGAGUAAAAUACAGGGGGAAAUAUAUACGCGCCCAUAUAUUUAGUGCAGAGGGGAAAGUCCAGUUCAUCCUCUCUCUGCAGCCAUGGACCUCAGCGGGGCAACCACCGCAGCGUUGCUGCUGCUGUGCCUUUCCUGCCUGGCUUUGUACCUGAAUGGGAAAAGGGGGGGCAGGAAAAGUGGGAAGAUGCCCCCCGGCCCAGCCCCGCUGCCUUUCGUAGGCAACCUCUUCCAGUUAGACCCCAAAGAAAUGCACCGAUCUCUGGAAAAGCUCAGCGAGAGCUAUGGCCCCAUCUACACCAUCCACUUGGGCUCACUGCCUUGCGUGGUCCUCUCCGGAUACCAGGCGGUCAAGGAGGCCUUGGUGGACCAGGCGGAUGACUUCAGCGGCCGUGGCGACUUCCCAGUCUUCUAUCGCUUCACCGGGGGCAAUGGCAUCGCCUUCUCCAAUGGGGAGAAGUGGAAGGUCCUUCGCCGCUUCGCUCUGCAGACCCUGAAGAACUUUGGAAUGGGAACGAGCAGCAUUGAAGGCCGGAUCCAGGAGGAGGCCCAGUUCCUGGUCCAGGAGUUCAAGAAAACUGGUGGGGCUCCAUUCGACCCCAUCAACCCCGUUUGCCGGGCCGUCUCCAAUGUCAUCUGCGCCGUGGUGUUUGGCCAGCGCUACGAAUACCAAGACGCCAACUUCCUCACCCUCCUGGACCACUUCAAUGAGAACUUCAAGAUCAUGAGCUCCAUCUGGGGGGAGCUCUACAACAUCUUCCCCAGCCUCAUGGACCUGCUGCCGGGGCCCCAUCACCAAAUCUUCCGCAACUUUGAGAAACUGCGUCAGUUUAUCGCAGAGCGCAUUCGGUGCCACCAAAAGGAUCUGGACCCUGACGCUCCGCGGGACUUCAUUGACUGCUUCCUCAUCCGCAUGGAGCAGGAGAAGCAAGACCCUCUGAGCUACUUCCACACGGAGACGCUGGUGAUGACCACCCACAACCUGUUUUUCGGGGGCACCGAAACCACCAGCACCACCCUGCGCUACAGCUUCCUCAUCCUCAUGAAGCACCCUGAAGUGGCAGCUCGAGUCCACCAGGAGAUUGACCACGUGAUCGGGCCGGACCGCCCCCCCUGCCUGGCUGACCGCAAGCACAUGCCCUACACGGAGGCCGUCCUCUACGAGAUCCAGCGCUACAUCAGCAUCCUGCCCAUGGGGCUCCCUCGCGCCGUCACCCGCGACACCCCCUUCCGGGGCUUCCUGCUGCCCAAGGGCACCAACGUGAUUCCUCUCCUGAGCUCAGUGCACUAUGACCCAACCCGGUUCAAGGACCCCACAGCCUUCAACCCAGCCAACUUCCUGGAUGAAAACGGCGCCUUCAAAAGCAGCGACGCCUUCAUGCCUUUCGCCCCAGGGAAGCGCAUUUGCCUGGGGGCCGGCCUGGCCCGAAUGGAGAUCUUCCUCUUCCUCACCACAAUCCUCCAGCACUUCAGCCUCCACCCCAUGGUCCCCCCUGCGGAGAUCGACCUGACGCCCCAAUGCACCGGCCUGGGCAACGUGCCCCGCCCCUUCGAAUUCAGGCUCCUCCCUCGCUAGCUGGAGCCAGGACACACAGAGAUAGCUUCCUUCACCUGCCACAGGACCAGAGAGAGACGCUCAGCACUGGCGCUGGACCCACAACCAGGCAUGGGGCUUCACUGCCCCCCCAACAAACAGUUGGGUCGUCACGCAUUCCUAGUCUGCACCUUGUACAGGUGAAACUCGGAAAAUUAGAAUAUCGUGGAAAAGUUCAUUUAUUCCAGUAAUUCAACUUAAAAGGUGAAACUAAUACAGUGGUGCCCCGCAAGACGAAUGCCUCGCAAGACGAAAAACUCGCAAGACGAAAGAGUUUUCCAUUUUUUGAGUCGUUCCGCAAGACAAAUUUCCCUAUGGGCUUGCUUCGCAAGACGAAACCUCUUGCGAGUUCUUGCGAGUUUGUUUCCUUUUUCUUAAAGCCGCUAAGCCGUUAAUAGCUGCUAAGCCGUUAAUAGCCGCUAAGCCGUUAAUAGCCGCUAAGCCGCUAAGCCGUUAAUAGCCGCUAAGCCGUUAAUAGCCGUGCUUCACAAGAUGAAAAAUCCGCAAGACGAAGAAACUCGCAGAACGAAUUAAUUUCGUCUUGCGAGGCACCACUGUAUAUGAGCUGAUGACAUGGCUCCCCAAAUCUCUUUUUUGAUGAGAGCAGCUUUUGCAUCUCAUUUGGAAACCAAGGCCCCAGAGUCUGGAGGAAGAAUGGGGAGGCACACAAUGCCAGAUGCUUGAAGUCUGGUGUGAAGUUUCCACAGUCUGUGUUGAUUUGGGGAGCCAUGUCAUCAGCUGGUGUUGGUCCACUGUGCUUCAUUAAGUCCAGGGUCAAGGCAGCUGUCUACCAGGAGAUUUUGGAGCGCUUCAUGCUUCCUUCCGCAGAUGAGCUUUAUGGGGAUGCUGACUUCAUUUUCCAGCAGGACUUUGGCACCUGCCCACACUGCCAAAAGUACCAAAACCUGGUUCAAUGCCCAUGGGAUUAGUGUGCUUGAUUGGCCAGCAAACUCGCCUGACCUGAACCCCAUAGAGAAUCUAUGGGGCAUUGCCAAGAGAAAGAUGAGAGACAUGAGACCGAGCAAUGCAGAAGAGCUGAAGGCUGCUAUUGAAGCUUCCUGGACUUCCAUAACACCUCAGCAGUGCCACAGGCUGAUGGCAUCCAUGCCACGCCGCACUGAGGCAGUAAUUGAUGCAAAAGGGGCCCAAACCAAGUACUGAGUACAUAUGCAUGCUUCUACUUCUCAGAGGUCGAAUACUGGUCUAUUUGCAAUCCUUGUUUUGCUGAUUUCAUUUAAUAUUCUAAUUUUCUGAGAUGGUUAAUUUGGGGUUGUCAUCGGCUGUACGCCAUGAUCAUCACAAUUGUAACAAAUAAGGGCUUGCCAUAUCUCGCUUUGCAUGUCAUGAGUCUAUCUCAUAUAUUAGUUUCACCUUUUAAGUUGAAUUACUGAAAUAAAUGAACUUUUCCACGAUAUUCUAAUUUUCCGAGUUUCACCUGUACAUAUUAUUAACAUGUGUGCACGAUUCCUCUUUCUUUACAUAAUUUGCUCCACAUUUGUUCUGCCUUUCUAUCCUCAACCUUUUUGCAGUUUCCACAGGUGUCGCUCAGAUGCUUUAAAGCAGUCCAUUCCCAAAUAUUUUGGGGCCACCCGCACCCCGGCUCCGUAAACUCAUCCCCAGCGCCCCCUGCCCUAUUAAAAACAUUGUUCGGACUAGCUGCUCUCAGCACGACCUGCUGAUAAAUAAAUUUUAAGGCAGUAACAACAAAUCGCACAUCUAUUCAAAAUCCAGUUGGAGGUACUGAGUUUCAUGAAUUCAUCCGCAUGAAUGAAGUUGGAUCCAGGGAUACCAGCUUAACUUAGGGUUGGCUUACGUCCGCAAUGUCCGGGACAUUUCCAGGAUUCUGCUGUCUGAAAGCGUUUGGGCAGGAAUCGCUUUAAUGCCCGGGCUCUUUGGAAGAGUCAGCGACACGAGGGUUUGCUGCCACCUAGCGCUGAUGCAAUUAAUUGCAUGCACACA
This is a messenger RNA of Podarcis raffonei (Aeolian wall lizard), 3737 nucleotides long. Its product is annotated as cytochrome P450 2F5-like. Bases 270 to 1760 code for a protein of 496 amino acids. Gene Ontology annotation, biological process: xenobiotic metabolic process. The record is from RefSeq and is a predicted model, not a curated record. Lineage: Eukaryota; Metazoa; Chordata; Lepidosauria; Squamata; Lacertidae. Gene Ontology annotation, molecular function: oxidoreductase activity, acting on paired donors, with incorporation or reduction of molecular oxygen, reduced flavin or flavoprotein as one donor, and incorporation of one atom of oxygen; oxygen binding; iron ion binding. Gene Ontology annotation, cellular component: cytoplasm; intracellular membrane-bounded organelle. The transcript has 9 exons.